This is a messenger RNA of Tetrahymena thermophila SB210, 9612 nucleotides long. RefSeq names its product beige/BEACH domain protein. The record is from RefSeq and is a predicted model, not a curated record. Gene Ontology annotation, molecular function: protein binding. The transcript has 23 exons. NCBI's taxonomy places the organism in Eukaryota, Ciliophora, Oligohymenophorea, Hymenostomatida, Tetrahymenidae.
AUGAACGAGAAGUUUGAUCCGUGUUUUCAGGAGGCUGGUAUUAGUUAGCCCAACAAAUUCUUUAAAGAGAAUAAGAUUCUUAUACGUCCAAGUGUUAUCAGUGAAUUUUUUAACUAUUUUGAAGACCUUGAAGAAGAUAAGCAGAUUAGUAGUUUAGACGCGCUUUUAGAGAUAAUACCACAAAUUUCCCAAAAUGCAACAAUGCUAGUUUCAAAAAGCAUAAGUAAAUAAAAUGCAAAGGCCCACGAUUUAAUUGAUGUAUUGAUUUAACUCGCAAUAAAGUUGGCAGGUAGAAAGAACUAAAAGGUUAUUGAAAAAUUGAUUAGCUUGAUAGUUAUAUUAGCAAAGGAAAACAAUCUUCGAAAAUCUAAUUUGUAAUCUGUAUAUUCAAUUCUAUCAAAUAAUUUUUAUGAUCAAAAUCUAGACUAUAGUCAAUUAUGCACUGCUGUUGAAAUUUUGCAAAAAGUAUUUAAGAUACAAAGACCCAGAGGUUAUUCUUCAACUACUCCUAUUUCUUCACCUAUUUUAGCUUCUUCUCAUAUUUAGUAGCAGUAAAAGUUAGUUGUUAACUAAAUAGAAGCAGAUGAUAAAGAAGUGAGGUCUAAUCCUUACAGUUAUUUCUACUUUCAAGGAAAAGACUCAAACAUAUCAAUUGUAUAAGGAAAUGCUAAUCCUGUUUGGAAAUUUGAAAAUGGAAUAUGCCUAUGCUUUUGGUUUUAUUUAGACAAAUUGAAAUAUUCUAUUGAAGAUUCAUGCAUUGUACCUCAAUAAAAAUUAUUCACAAUACAUACAUCAGUUGAUGGCAAGGGUGGUGGUAUAGAGGCUUAUUUUGUUAACAAUUAGUUAUUUUAUAGAAUAUUGCCUGAAUAGUAUUUAGAACCCACUCCUAAAUCAAACGGAGUUUUAGUUGAUUAGUUUUAGCCCGGAGAGUGGCACUUUAUAGGAAUAGACCAUGAGGUCCCAAAGUUAUUUGGCAAAUCAGGAUCAAUUAAAGUCGUAGUUAACAAUAAGAAACCAAUUAGUUUUAAUAUGGAUUAUCCUAAAAUUCCUUCCUCAAGCUAGAUAAAAAAGUUCUGUUUUGGCGAGCAUUUAAUAGGUAAAAUAAGCUCAGUCAUGAUUUUAAGUUAGCCAAUAGGAGUAGAUGAAAUUUAACAGCUUCCUAAAUUUUAUCAGUACGGAUUUCAGAAUUCACAUUCUUUGAAGAGUUUGGAUAGAACUUUUGAAUCAUCUAUAAAUAAAAUUUACCUAUUGCUUUCUCCAACUAGAUCAUAUAAUAAUAGAUGCUAUGAUGCAAUUAACAAUCAUGUUGCUCUAUUUAGUGAAAAGGCAGGAGUUUAUUAUAAAGACCCUCUUAAAUUUAAAAUAAAUGAGCUAGGAGGACUCUAAGGAAUAGUCCCAUUAUUUUAUGUUAUAAGAUUUUGCAAAAAAAGUGGUGAAACAAAUGCAGUUAAUGAGCUUUUAGAAUUAUUAAUUAUUUUAUUGCAUAAAAGACAUGACUUUCAAACUCAAGCUGCUAAAUUAGACAUACUUAAAAUUAUUUCUAAUUUACUAAGCGAACUAACUGAGCCUUAUAUUGAUUUAAUAACUAUCGCUCGCUUAAAGGAAUUAAAAUAAGUUAUACAAGAACCAUCAUUAUAAUAGUCUUUCUUUUUAGAUUUUUUAUGGAAUUUAGAUCUUCUUUUUGUUAUGGAAAGCAACGAAGUCAAAAUAUAAUAUAUAGCAUUCUUGAAAUCUGUUUACGAAUAAAACCCAGACCACUAUAAUAAGCUUUUUAGUGUAUCUUAAAUUAUUUCUCAAGCAAUCUUAAAAUGUGAUGUUAGAACUUCACAGUGCUGCUAAAACCAUUCCUUAAAUCUCUUAGGAGUAAAAUAAGUAGAUUAAGCAAAAUCCUCAAUUAUAGAAACAUAAAAUAGUCCUGCCCUCAACUCGCUUUCAAAUAAUAAUUAAGAAUAGUUCAAUUAAUUGUCUAAAAUAAUAUAGCCUCUUUUUGAAAUUAUAGAAAGCAUUUUUCUUAAAAGCUGUGAUGACUUAGGCCAAGAUCUCGUUUAGAUAUUAAAUGCUUUCAAUUUAAAAUGUUCCCCUUGUUUUCAUUUAAGCUUAUUCGGAAUAUUGAAAAAAAUUUUGAUAGAUAAGCCAUCUGACCAAUAGAAUAAUACCAAGAAAUAUUUAAAGAUUAUGAUAGAAAAUAAAGCAAUUUAUACAUUCCUAUAUUUGAUGCAAAACUCACCCUUCAUUGACAUCAAAGCUAUGUGUCUAAAAAUGAUAAAUUUACUCAAUUAGAAAACUACUAAGCAGUAACUGAUUAAUGAAUAUGAGUUAUGUAGUUAUAUUUCGAAUAUUCUUUGGAACUUAAAUUAAUGCAAAAGUAUUGAAGUAACUCCUUUAAUUAACCCUCAGGAGUCUCCAGAAAAAGCAAAAAUAGCUCCAUAAAUAGGGAAUUUUAAUUUAGAUAGUAACUAAUAAUUAAUUGAGUCAAAAUUUAUAGAAUAAGAGGAAUAAGUGGAUAAAAUUAAUUCCAAAUAAGAAAUGAUAAGCUAAGGUAUUAGCAAUAAUAAUGGGUAAUAAUAAUUAUUAUUUUAGAGUAAAGAAAAUAAAAAAAUAAGCUUUAAUUAAGACUAGUUUGAAAAUGGGAAUCACCUCAAUGAUAAUUAAAAUUUAUAAUAACCCUAGAUAGAUUAACCAUAGCCGUUUUUUAAAAAAGAAAAACCAUAAAGUAAACAUUAAAAAUAAUUCUAACUCAACAAAGGAGCUCUAAAUUUAAAUAUUGAAUAAGAUGACAAUAGUUAACCAAUUAAUAAUACUGCUUAAAUUGCAAUUAAUACUGAAAAUGGAAAUUAUUAAAAAGAAGAAACAAAUUAAUUAACUUAAGAACCUCUUAAAAUAAAUAAGCCUCCAUAAAAGAAAAAAAAAUUUUUAUAAUUAGAUGAUGACAUUCUAAUUAAUACUAAUGAUGAUUUUGUUAUAAGCUAACCACAAGCUUAGUAGUAAGAAAAAGAGAGUUAGAAUAAUAAAAAAACAUUAAUCGGAUUCAUGGAUAAGUUGAAUAAAGCUUAAGAAGAAAACUAAGAAAAAGAUCAUUAAUAGAUUUAAAAUGAUAAUAAUUCGCUAUCUCAAUUUAUUCCCCCAAACGGAUCAAAAAAGCCAAGCAUUUCAAAUGCAUUUAAUAGUUAGUAUUAAGAAAGUGAUGGGUUCACAUUUAAUAUUCCAAAUGAACCUUAUGAUCAAAUGAAAGUAGCUAUGAAUCCAGGAUUCAACUAGGCUCCAUCAAUGCUUAACAAAAGAGCUUAAGGUAGCAAAUUUAGUUUUCCAACUCUUGAUUCUAAUCCAACUGCAACUAGUAAUACAAAUAACAAUGGCUUAGAUUUAGGAAGUAAAAAUAAAAUAGGUGGUUCUAGCAAAUUCUAGUUUGACUCCAGCGGAAUUCCAAGUAGUAUUCCAAGUAUUCCUAGUGGUGGUAGUGGAACUUACAUGGAACCUAAAAUGUCAAGCAAAGCUGGUUAAGCACUAUAAUUCACGUUUCCUAACUAGAAACCUAAAGGUUCUUCAAGUUCAACAAAUGACUAAGUUGAAAAUUUUAGUUUGCCAUAACCAAGAAAAAGUCUUAAAAAUUAAAACUUAAAUUUAAAAUAAAUCGACGAUAAGAAUGAUGAAGAAGAGGAACUAUCUGAAAAAGCUGCAGAAUCUAAGUAAGACAGAUCUUCGAUACCUCUUGAUAUAUCUCUUGAAUAAAAUGUUGUGCUUCCAAAGCUCCCUCAUUAAACUCAUUAAAGAAUAAAAAAACCUAAUUUAAUGCUAAACGAUGUACCAACUAAUGAUGAAAAUAAAGCAGAUACUAUAAAUCCACCUUAAAAACAACCUUCUUAGCCAAACUAAUCAACAAAAAAAGGAAAACCAUCUUCUGGAUAACCAUCAUACAAAAAGAAAUUAUUUGGAAACUUAGAAAUUAAUAUAGAUACAGUUAACGAAGAGUAUACUACAGGUGGAGGAGAGACUGCUCUUAAAUAAUUAUAAAUAUAAAAUUAUGAUGAAGCUGAAGAAGAAAAAGCAAUAGCAGAAUUAGCUCGUUUAUGUGUUAAAUAUAUGAAUGGUGAGCUUAAAUAUAGUGAAGAAGAUUAUUAUAAUAGUAGAAUGCCAAAUAUUCCAUAAAAAUCUUUUAAUGCUCCAAUGAGUGUUAGAGGAAUUAAAAAUAUUGAUUUAUCAUAGACUGGUCAAACUUACCUAGAAAACACUGAAAAGCCACUUAACAUUAUUAUGGAAAAUACUGCUUAAGAAAAUGACAUGAGUUUUUCGAUGGAUUUCAACAAAGAAUAAAGUAUCGGACCAACUCCAAAAAAUUUAUAAAUAUUAAAUAAAAAAAACUCCUCUCUAAAGGAUAAUUUCUUAGCUACCGAUGACUUGAUAAAAGCCUAAUAUUUUAAGGAUGAGCUGAUGAAUGAAGAAAUUGUGAAACCUCAGGUUUAGGUAGAUAAUUUAAUUUAAAAGGACGAAUAAGAAGUUGUUGCUACUGCAAAUGUUAGCAAUCAAGAAAUAUUUAAUUAAACUGGGUAAAUUAACUAAAAUCAAGAAUUAGUAGAUAGAUAGAAAUUAUUCGAUAGCAUAGAUUUUGAACCUCUCUACAUAUCAAUUAUGGAAUGGGUUUUGCAAAGAUUGCCUGGAAAUUUAGAUAACACAAUUAUUAUAACAGAUAAAGACAAUAUCACUUCAAACCAUGCCUUAUAAAUUUUAAUGUCAUUUUACAAUCACUGCAAUAAUAAUCUACGUCCAGUCAUUAUUUAAGAUCUUCAGCUAGUUGUCAAAUGGAAUAUCUAGAAUAGCAAUACACUUCUCAAGUACACUGAGUUUUAUUAUUGGCUUCUUGACAUUCUUUUUGAUUAACAAGUAAAUAUGUUUUUAGAAAAAGAAGCCAACGGUAAUCAAAAAGAUGCAGUUUCUGCUGUUUUAUGGAGUUCAGGAAUGAAAAUUCAUGCAAUUUUAAUGAAAGCAGCCUUGAUGCAAGAUCCUGAAGGUUACAAAAAACUCUAAGGAAUAUUUGUUUGGUUAGAAACUAAAUUUGCUUAAGCUGUAAGCUAAGACUAGAAAUUUACAUUCAGUGUAGCAUCUAAAUAUCUUUUACGCAGUCUAUGGUAGUCCAUGCUAGAUUCAGUGAAUGAAGAUUUAAAAGGAAAUUUGAAUUAACAAAUAAAUAGUCCAGCAUUUUGGAAUAAUAUUAUUUAAAUUAUAUACAGUACCUAAGAAAUAGUACUCUCUGCUCAUAAUUAUGAAUUUAACCUUCCUAAAGUUAAUGAUCACUCCAAAAUUUACCUUUCAAUGAGAAAUUUUUGUACAAUUGUUGAUACUUAAAAUGACUUUAACAUCCCAAAAAACUUCAAAGAUUAAAUUACUAGUAAUAAUUGGAUUGAUAGAUAAAUAGUUAAUGGAAUUAUUAAAAUACUUGAUAAUAUAUGGAACGAGACUAAGUUUGAUAUCAACUUUUAGAAAUUUCAUAACAACAAAUAAAAUGUCGCAAAUAGCUAAGCUCUUGAAGAAUCUGAAUGGUUGACUAUAUAAAAAUAAGUAGCAAAUAUGCUCAGUUUUUCAAAGUAAGAGGAAUUUGUUAAAGAUUUUGAUAUCUUAAUGUCUAAUCCUAUACCAGAAAGAGGCUCAUUUAUGAAAAUAUGCAACUUGUUAAUAACACUUUAGAUAGAUGACAUCAUCCGCAGAAGACAAUCUAAAGAAAUUUUAAGGGAAGCUUUAGAAAGAUUUGAGAGAAUGAUAAAAUAUUAUAUUGUAGUUUGUGAAAAUACUAGAGAGAAAAAAGUUUUAGCAUAGAAAGAAGCAAUUCACGCUAAUAUCCUCUAUUGCUUAAAUUAUCUUUAUAUAUAAUACGAAACUGCAAUAGCCGGUGUAGCUAAUAACGAAGGAAACCCAAGUGAGAAAUCUGAACAUGAAAAAGUAAAAAAUUGUAUUGGGAAAUCUAUUAAAAACAUAUUUGUUUUUAUAUUGCUAUGCAUUGAACUUAUACAUUAAUAAUAUGGUAAUUUCGAUAACUAUCCAUAAAUGAAGGCAAAUAUGGCAAGUUUUAGCGUUUCUCCUAUGAUUCCAAACUUAAAUAUGAUAUUAUUUGAUUUAUUCCAUACUUAUCUUUUGAUGAUGAAUAGCAGUAAUAACUAGCAAAAUAGCGGAAACCCUGCUAACGAUUGUAUCCUGAAUAUGAAAACACUCAAAGAGCAUAAAAAUGAGUAUCAAUUUUUAAACAUCGGUGAACUUACUUUUUCUAAUGAAUGGGUUUUCUGCUUUACUGAUAAUCCUAAAAUAUGGGAAGUUAUUAACAAAUAUUACAAUGAUAUCUUCAAAAAUACACAAAGAACAAUUAGAGAAAUAAGCGAAGAGAGCUCAAAGGGAAGUAUUCGCUCUUUUAAAAUGAAUGAAAUGAAUAAAGAAGUUAUUGGGCGUACAUACAAUAAUUAAAUAUUUGAUAAUACUGCAAAAGUUUUGGAAAUAGAAGAGCAACAAAAAUACAGAGAUUUAUAAGUUAACGAAGAAAGUGUUCGUUGUGCUCGUAAUUUGUGGAAAAAAUGUUGGAAACGCCUCCGUAUCUAUGAUGGCUUGUGGAAGCCAAAACAUAUAAAUAAUUAAUAUGAUUAACCUUUUGAUGAACAGAGGUUCUCAUAUGAAAAUAGAUAAAAUAAUCCAUUUUUUUACUUAAAAAUUGAUAAGUAUGAAGCAAGAAAUCGCAUGAAACCUUAUUUGAAAUUAAAAUUAAUUGAUCCAAAAUAUGCAAAAGAAUAUCAAACUAAGCUAAAACAGCUUCGUGUUAAUCAAGGGUAAACUUCUAUUUUAUCUUCGAAUGUAAAGCUUACAAUAGUGUAAAAUUAAAUUAGCAAUGACAAUAUUAAUAAUAAUAUUGAUUCGGUCAAUGAAAUAUAUGGUAAAAACGCUUAAGACUCUUUUGCUAAUAUUAAUUCAGACCCUAAUAACACAACUAAUAUCUAACUAAGCUCAAAUAAUAUCACUAGUGCUAUAAAUAUAAAUAAUUAAAGCAGUUAAAAUACAGUAAACUCUAGUAAUAGUGGGAACAGCUACUUUUUUAAUUUAGGAAAAAAUAUAUCAAAAAAUAUUGCUAAAACAUUUAAAUCAAUUCUUCCUUUUGCCAAAGAAAGUUCUUCUACAAACUAAAAAGGAAUUAAUGAGAUCUAAAACAAAAAUUUACUCAUCAGCUAAGAAGUCUAAUUUACAAAAAAAUGUUAAUGGAUUAAGACUUUAACUGCUAGAAACGGUUAACUUAGCAUGACUGAUGAUAACCUAGUAUUUUAAUAUGAAUCAAUUGAGCAAAAAGAGUCUCAUAUAGCUAUGACUUCUCACAAAAUUCCUGACGACAGAAGGCUCAUAAAGGAGUGGCCUCUCAAGCAAAUAAAGGAAGUUCAUACUAGAAGAUAUAUACUCAAAAGAACUGCCAUAGAAAUAUUCUUUUUAGAUGGAUCUUGUGUUCUUCUAAACUUCCCUCACAGCACUUAAGAUUGUGAAGAAGUCAGUUAAAAAUUAGUAAGAAAUAGAAAGAAAAGAUGCCCAAAUAUUAUAUAUUAUAAUACCUUAGACCCUCGCAAACUCAUAGAAAAAACUAAUAUAACUCAAAAAUGGCUCAAUCGCUAAAUAUCCAAUUUUGAAUAUCUCAUGCAUUUGAAUGGACUUGGAAGUAGAAGUUAUAAGGAUCUCACAUAAUAUCCUGUUUUUCCAUGGAUAAUAACAGAUUAUAAAUCCAAAGAUAUUUUCACUACAAUUAGAGAUUUAACUAAGCCUAUGGGUGCUCUAGGUACAUAAGAAAGAAUAGAUUUUUAUUUAGAAAGGUUUUCGAAUAUUGAUCCUUUCCAAGAUAUUCCUCCUUUCCAUUAUGGCUCUCAUUACAGUUCUCCUGCAAUCAUCUUUUAAUUUAUGUUGAGAAUAUAGCCUUUUACUAAUGGCACGAAGAUUUUAUAAGGGAAUAAAUUUGAUAUACCAGAUAGACUAUUUUAUAGUCUUGAGGAUUCAUUCAGAUGUGCUACAGAAGAUAAUGCAGAUAUUCGUGAAUUAAUACCUGAGCUUUUUUAUCUUCCUGAAUUAUUCCUAAAUAUAAAUAAGGAGGAUUUCGGUAUCCGUCAGACAGGUGAAAGAGUUGAUAAUGUAGAAAUUCCUCAAUGGGCUGAUAGAAAUCCUUAUAAAUUUGUAGUUUUACAUAGAAAGGCUUUGGAAUCUGAAGUCGUUUCUUCUAGCAUCAGUAAUUGGAUUGACUUAAUUUUUGGAUAUAAGUAGAUUGGAAAGGAAGCUGAGAAGAAUUUGAAUGUAUUUUAUCACUUAACUUAUGAGUAAAAAGUUGAUUUGGAUUAGAUAAAAGAUGAAUCUACAAGAAUUUCUACUGAAACGCAAAUCAUUAAUUUUGGCUAAACUCCAUUUUAACUAUUUUUGGAUAAACCUCACCCUCAAAGAUUUUCAAAAGAUUAAAUAUUUGCAGGAAGGAUAAUUGCUGAUCCUCAAGCUGAAAUCAAAGUAUUCCGUCCAAGCAAUGGCAAAAAAAAGAAAUAAGCAACAAAAGAAUAUAAAUUAGUGAACUUCUUUAGUGAUAUGAUAGAUGAUUCCAUCAUUUCCUUAAAGUGGAUAAAUGAUACCAGAUUUAUCUGUUUAAGAAGAAAUGGGCAAAUUACUUAAUUUAGGUGGUACAACAAUCCAGUUCAUCAAGCUCAAUAAACUGCCAUACCCUUCUAAUGUGGUGAGGAUAAAAAGAAAGAAAUUACUCUUGACAAAGGAAAAAAAGUCGCUUUGAAUUAAAUUGAUUAAUCUGUUAACUACAAUGAAUAUCCUUGCUACUUUUUAAAAGAAUCAAAGAUUGUGAUUUUAGGAGGAUUAUGGGAUGGUAUAAUUAAGUUAGUUUAAAUAGACACUAAUUAAGAAGUAGAAUCAUAUUAAAUGCAUAACGAUACAGUCACAUACAUGACAUCAGAUAGCAAAGAAAACUUCCUCAUCUCAGGUACUAAGAGUGGUGAAGUCAUAGUUUGGAAAAUAAAUACUGAAAUGAAGCUCUCUGUUCGUUAUGUAAUAAAUGAUCAUAGAGAUAGAAUCACUUAAAUUAAAAUCUCCAAAGAUUUGCUAAUAUUUGCAACUGCUUCUGAAGAUUCCACGAUAAAUAUCUACAAUUUAAUAAGUGGAUAAUUUUAUCGCACAUUUUUCCAUCCAAACAACCUUUCCAUAGAUAAUGUUUUAAUAAGUUAUUAACCUCUACCUUGCAUAGUAUUCUACUCUAAUUAGGAUCGUACCCUUUACUCCUAUAGCAUCAAUGGACAAUUUUUGGCAAAGGCAAAUGAAGAAUUUUUAUAAAUCACAAGCUCAUUAAUAGUUAGAGACAAUAACUUUUCAGAAAUUAUAAUAUAUGGAAACGAAAGAGGUGAUGUUUUUUUUAGAGAGCUUCCUUUCUUAAAUUUAAGAAAAGUAUAUAAUGUAUCAAUUGGAAGUCCAGUAUUAAGUAUCGUUUGUUCUAAAGAUAAGAGGUACUUGCUAUGUGGUUGCAGUGAUGGGUAUAUAUCUGUUCUUACUGAUCCUUUGACUAACAAUAGGGUAAUAUAGCUAGGUAGAUCUAAUUCAAAUAAUAAUGAAUAGUAAAAAUGA